This is a messenger RNA of Vicia faba (fava bean), 543 nucleotides long. NCBI's taxonomy places the organism in Eukaryota, Viridiplantae, Streptophyta, Magnoliopsida, Fabales, Fabaceae. The record is from the annotation of a GenBank genome assembly.
AUGGCCUCUAUGAUUUCCUCUUCAGCUGUGACAACAGUUAACCGUGCCUCUACGGUGCAAUCCACCGCAGGGGCUCUAUUUGGUAGCCUCAAAUCUAUGUCAGGAUUCCCAGUUAAGAAGGUCAACACUGACAUUACCUCCAUUACAAGCAAUGGUGGAAGAGUAAAGUGCAUGCAGGUGUGGCCUCCGAUUGGAAAGAAGAAGUUUGAGACACUUUCAUAUUUGCCACCAUUGACCAGAGAGCAAUUGUUGAAAGAAGUUGAAUACCUUCUCAGGAAGGGAUGGGUUCCUUGCUUGGAAUUUGAGUUGGAGAAAGGAUUUGUGUACCGUGAGCACAACAGCUCACCAGGGUACUAUGAUGGAAGAUACUGGACAAUGUGGAAGCUUCCUAUGUUUGGUACCACUGAGGCUUCUCAAGUCUUGAAGGAGCUUGAUGAAGUUAUUGCAGCUUACCCUGAAGCUUUCGUUCGUAUCAUCGGUUUCGACAACGUUCGUCAAGUUCAAUGCAUCAGUUUCAUUGCACACACACCUGAAACCUACUAA